Clarias gariepinus (North African catfish) is the source of this 6078-nucleotide messenger RNA. It is a transcript of the gene mkxa, whose product is annotated as mohawk homeobox a. The transcript has 7 exons. The record is from RefSeq and is a predicted model, not a curated record. Gene Ontology annotation, molecular function: RNA polymerase II cis-regulatory region sequence-specific DNA binding; DNA-binding transcription factor activity, RNA polymerase II-specific. NCBI's taxonomy places the organism in Eukaryota, Metazoa, Chordata, Actinopteri, Siluriformes, Clariidae. The coding region runs from base 192 to 1238 and encodes 348 amino acids. Gene Ontology annotation, biological process: regulation of transcription by RNA polymerase II; muscle organ development; cell development. Gene Ontology annotation, cellular component: nucleus.
CGAGAGUCUCUCCUGUGGAUUAUCAUGUCUGUGCGGAUGUCCUGACUGCGCGUAACGGAGCCGCGUUUCAGUAGGAGCGCCGGACACCUUCAACGCAGGACACACACACACACACACACACACACACACACACACUUACACGAGAGAGAAAGAAGUUUAAAGCACAAGGACACGGACUGCUCGAGAUAAAGAUGAACCCCGUCGUGUUUAACAAGCUGGCCGGCCCGGUGCUGUUCGAGGAGAAGGCGAGCGAGGUGGAGAGGAGCAGCAGGAACUACCUGGAGGUGAUCGAUGAGCAGCACGCGGAUCUUCUCUCCAGGAGCCACCAGAUCACUGACAGCUCCGUGAUGCGACACAGGAGACCAGGGUCUCGUCAGGGCGGAGGAAAGGUCCGUCAUAAGCGCCAGGCUCUCCAGGACAUGGCUCGACCGCUCAAACAGUGGCUGUACAAACACCGCGACAAUCCGUAUCCCACCAAGACCGAGAAGAUCCUCCUGGCGCUCGGCUCGCAGAUGACCCUGGUGCAGGUCUCGAACUGGUUUGCGAACGCUCGGCGGCGGCUGAAGAACACGGUGCGGCAGCCGGACCUCAGCUGGGCUCUCAGGAUCAAACUCUACAACAAAUACGUCCAGGGCAACGCUGAGAGACUCAGCAUCAGCAGUGAUGACUCCUGCUCAGAAGACGGUGACCCGGCCACUCGAGCCCAGACGGGUGAGUUCAGCAAGCCCAUGUACCAGAGCGUCAUCAAAAAAGAGGGCAGCGGCGUAGGGGCGGGUCUCCGGGCGGCCACAGACGCCUCGUUGGCUGAGGACUACGUGUCUCCGCCAAAGUACAAGAGCAGCCUGCUACACCGCUACCUGAACGACUCGCUGCGCCACGUGAUGGUGGCCAACGGUGUGACGGACGCCCGCAGGAGGAACCACUCGGGCUCCUUCAGCUCCAACGAGUACGACGAGGAUCUCCUGUCGCCGUCCUGCUCGGAAACCGAGGCCAACUUCGUCUACCGUACAGAGGCUGUGGAUCAUGGAUCAAGUAAAUGUGACAACGUCACGCCGAAGGAAAAGGGACGCGGAAAAGAUGAGACGUACUGGCGAGAGAUCAACGCAGCCAUGGCCCUGACCAACCUGGCCAAGCCUAAAGACGGAGCUCCUGCAGGAACCACCAGCUGCAUCAUCCAGAAGUCCUCUCAUAUAGCCGAAAUCAAGACUGUCAAAGUACCCAUCAUGCACAAGUACUAGCAGCAUCCGCGUCCGGACCACAGCAACAACACCACAACGUGACUUCCUUUACUUCUGGAAUCUGAAUAUUUUUUUUCGUCAUUGUUGUUGUACUUUACGAAUAUGAAGUAGACUCUUUUUUUAUUGGUACUUCGAGUUGUUGUUAAAGUGCCCUGAAACGCAGCACCUCGGUGUUGUUUGGAGGGUUUGUGCCUUUUUUGGAUGCACAAGCGCUUUUCAUAAUGUAAGUGUUGAUGACGGUAUUGCAGAACGAGACACUUUUGCAUUUGUUAACUUAUUUUGAUAUGACUUUUUUUUUUUUUUUCCUUUUUAUACUCUGGAAAUUUCUAUUUCUGUAUCUCGCCAAAGUGCCUUCGUGUAAUCUUUAAAAAGGAGAAGUGCACAUGUUCGACGUGACGUUCGCUUCCGGGGUGCGCUUCCUGAAGUUAUUGCAGAGAUUCUACAGGUUUUCUCUUUGUUUGUUUAUUUCUCAAUAUUUAUACGGUGCCCAAGGUUCAGAACGAUGAUACAAUAAUCAUACAGUGUCAUGUUUACACCAUUUUCAGUGAUUUGUCAUUAACAGAUACAACAUGUUCCUUUCAUAACUCCAGCCUUACGUUCUACAGCAGGUUAUUGAUCUCACCAUUUUAACUGACCCUCAGACUUUUUAUCAACAUGUCAAGCAAUUUCAUACAGGAGCAAGCUAUUAUUUUCUACCCAGAUCAUAAGCAAGCGUUUGUUUUUAUAAAUACGCACUGAAAUGCUACGAGCUUUCUAAAGCCUGAAAUUGCUUCUGCUUCUUACGUCUAUGCAAGAUUGGCUGCUGCACGUGUCCUGCAGUCGCUACAACAAAUAAUGUAUAGCUAUAUCAUGUGACACCGGCGUCCACUAGCGUUGUGUCUUAAAUUUAAUACUUAUAUACUAUUCUAGACUAACAACAACUAGUUUUCAUAUUACGGCUAGAAUUAGCUUAAAUAUAUAUAUAUAUUUUUUUGAAAAAUCACACUUGUGUAACCUUUAAACCUUCCCCGCGGCCUGUCUUACACCAACCUUCUGUAUUUUAUAGAUUUAAAAAAAAAAAAAAAAAACGCAUUUUUCAAACUAAGAUCAAUCACGACGGCGGUGUAAAGUUUUUAAAAACUCGCCAUGUUUAACAUCGCUGUUUAUGAAACAUUAUGUGAACUUCUACACACAAAUUCACGCAUGGGGUAUAAACCAGGACUAAGUGUGUCAGUAGGUUUGAUAGACCAGUGGUCAGGAUUGCACUGCUCGCGUUGUGACGUCAGAUCAGACUUGGCUAGCUUAGCGAUGCCCGACUUGAGCAAAAGCGGUUUUCUUUUUUUCUUUCCCGCCAAGAUGUGGAGUUUAACUUUUCAUACUAUGUUAUUCGAUAAAAAGCAAAUAACGUUUAUGAAGUAACUCUAUAUCUAACGACCGAGCUACUGUUCACUUGGCUGGACAUCGAGUGAAAGAAAGACAUUCGUCUUCUGAUUUAUUAGGGCUCAACAGCUAUAAAACAAUUUAGACUCAGCAUUUAAUAAUAAGUGCCUAAUAAUAAUAUUAUUAAUCAUAUUAAUAAUAAUAAUAUUAUGUGUAAAUAAUAGCACAUUAACCCACUUUGCCAACAUAACCAACAAAAACCGUGCAUGCACUACAAUUCAGCUUGCCGACACUGUGCGCUUCCACGGUAUACCCAGGACACAUUUAGAUUAUUAUUUUUUUUUGUCCAUUUCAUAUUUAAGAGACGUCCAGGCUCUCAGACAUUCCAGGAUGCGGAUCAAAAGCAGCUAAAGUGCCUCUAAGAAAAGACGAACUGCUCUUAGACCCGUCUGCGUAUCGCGAAGAAGCGAUGGAGAAAACACAUGGUGUUAAAUUGCUGUGAUAUGACUCAAUAGGACAUAUGUCCACGAACACACACACGCACACACGCGUAAGCCUGUAAUUAUAACAUGUGGCCGCAAUUAUCAUACUGGUUUGUCUUUUUAGCAGAUCAUUUAUCCAUCAUCUGCCAACACCACGGAAAGUUCUGUCAGCAGCAAGUGUUUAAUGUAGCGCUGCUUUAAUGCAAUGUGAGCCUGAUUCCUGCAGACACACACCGUGUUGUUCAACCAUCACAUCGCAUGCGCCAACCAGUGCCGGUCUUCAUCCCUCUUACUGACACGGUCGAGAUCCUCAAAAGAAUAAAGAGGGGGGAAAAAACCUACUUUGUGUUAAAUCUUAAACUCUACAGCGUGAAGAAGCCGAGGUCGGAACAACGCAUGACUCUUCACGCAGGAAAUGAGUCUGGACACUUGACAUACAAGUCCUGAGUAAAGAUUCAUCUGAAGUUUAGGUUUGGAGAGAGGACCGAGAAGUCUCAAGACGAGUCCGGAAUAAGGAUGGAAGUCUAACGACAUCCUGAUUAUCUGUCUUUAAUCAGGACAUUUUAAUGACAUACGAUUUCAAAGUCAAGGCCUAAGUGAAGACAGACAAAUCUCAAGUCCUGACCCAAAUAAGGAUGUGGAAAGACAGAAAUACAGUACAGAUCUCAACGAGUGUAAAGACAAAGGUCAUGUCCUAAUUUAGGACAGGCCAACAGGUUAAUUCUCAUGUAAAGACAGUCUUUUCCAGGGUUAAGGCACAUGUAAAGAGUUUCAAGCCAAUCUCUAAUAAAGAUACUGUAUAUUACAGUAGCACCAGGACAGGGUAAGAGCAGGGACAGACUCGAGGCAGGUCACAAGUCUGCAGUAUGAGCCUUAAGUUGAAUAAUUUAGAUCUUAAAUUCCAGGUAAAAACAGACAAGUCAUGUUCCAAGUAAGUUCCCAAGCAGAGACGUACGAGUCUUAAAUCAAAUCGCAAGUAAAGACAUGAAAAGCCUCCCGUCGAGUACAGAACAGGGACAGACGAGUCUCAAAUCCCAAGUAAUCCAGGACAAGUUUCAUAUAAAGUUCAGACAUAUUGACCUACAAGGCUUAAGAUGGAUCCCAAGCGAAAGUGUCAAAGCCCAACUCAAGACCAGAGUGGAGAAAUAUGACAAGGAUCAAGUAAAGACAAGAUAGUGAAGAAUAAAAACAGACAAAUCCAGGAUCAGGUCCCACGUCGAGGCACACAAGUCUCAAAUCAUGUCCCAAAUCCCAGUCAAAGACAUAAAGAUUUAACAAGCUUCAGUUUAAGUGCAAAUCUCGAAUCAUGUUCCAGGUCAAGAGACACAAGUCUCAUGUCGUGUUCCGAGAAAAAACGGACAAAUCUCAACUCCCAUCCAGAGGAAAGCCUCGCUUUACGUUCCACAGACAAAAUCUUAAGUCAUUUACCGCAUUCUGCAGACGUUCUCAUCCGGAGCGACUUACAUUUUUAUCACCUUAAACAUCUGAGCAGUUAUGGUUUAAGGCCUUUUUUAAAGACUUUGAACCUGGGACCUUCUGAUCAAUAGUCCAACACCUGAACCACUGGCUAAACCCAUGCUACACCCUAAAGUCCCAAGUCCAUUUCCCUACUUAUCAUUUUUUUUUCCCCCACAAGCCAGAAGGUUACUGCAACUGAAAUGUCCAGGGUUUGAAUGUUUGGCGGUGAGGGUCACGACCCAAAGGGACGUUUACCUUGUUAUCAGUAUUAUACUGUAAUAAAUGUGUGUCUUCUCAUAUGUUCCUGCUUAAAAGCAGAAAUCUUGGCCCGUGUUAAACAAAGUCUGCAGCUGGUGAGAAUUAAGGCUCAAAUUGAUGUUUACAAGACGCAAGAAACAGACAUUUAUGUUUUCUGAAAAGAAACACCACUUCAGUAUUACUUCAGUUUGGGAAUGAAUGAAAGUAUAAACCUUUGUGUGUGUGUGUGUGUGUGUGUGUGUUUGUGUUGUGAUUUCUCUGGUAUAGUAAAGAUGUUGUUUACUCAUAAGAUCAUGCAGUUCUGCCUUGAAUGGGACUAAUCUCUUUACAUAUUUAUGUGAAGUAUGCAAACAGUACCGACGCAGGGACACUUUAUGAAAGACAGCAGUAUAAAACGAAGGUGGUGUGUAUGUGUGUGUGUGUGUGUGUGUGUGUGUAUAUCAGAAAGGUGUACGUGUAUAUCCUAUGGUACUGUAGCAUGUGUUUUGUUUUUUUGUUUUGUUUUUUUUUGUUUGUUUGUCCUCCGUGUCCUCUGGCCUUACGCCUGUUGAACCCAACCAGUCCGAUGGUGAGACGGGCCAAAGGAUUUCUUCGUAAAGGCUGCAUGCGUGUCUUCUCACAUUCAGUGAUGGAGUUUGUUCUCUCACAGCCUGAACUCUACAGACACUGGUGUUCAAGAACUCACAAUCCAGUCAAACAUGUGCAUGCCUUUUUUUUUUCUUUUUUUUUUUCUUUUUGGACAAAUGAAACAUUCCAGUUUAUUUCCUGAUGCUGCUGGUAAGACUGUCUCACCUCUGAGUCAGAAGACUAUUUGAACGCGUACAUCCCCCUUUUUAAUUCAAGAGGGAAUUCUGCGAUGCUUCGAAUCUCCAAUGAACUUUACGGAUCAAGGUGAAAGGAAGAUGUUGCAAGCGAGGAGACAUCCAUCAUCCAGAAUGGAUCACGUUUAAGCCUGAACCUUUUUAUUUGCCAGUUUUUGUACUGUAAUUUGUUUCAGGUUCGGUUUAAUUAUUCCCCUGGACAAUAUUUGCUUUCAAAAGAUGAUGAUGGACAAAAGGCAAUUGUUGCAUUCGUACUUCACAACAUCUUUAAAUUAUUACGGACUGUUAAGAGAAAAACAGGAACUGGCAAUGAUAGCCUAAUUUUUCUUAAAUCUAAGUUAUAUAUAUUUUUUAUGUUGUUUCUUUAGAGACUGGAUGUUUAUCCAAUGACCAAAUGCAUAAUAGCUCAUUUAUCCUCUGGUUUUCUAUUGCUUCUUCCCCAGGAACUACAGUAUGUUUACU